AUGGCAAUGGUACCUCGUAAAGCAAUUGUGGUUGGAAUUAGUGGAUGUUCGAGCAGUGGCAAGACGACUCUCAGCCGUCUUCUGAGAGAUAUCUUUCCCAACACCUUUGUUCUUCAUGAAGAUGAUUUCUACAGACCAGAGAUAGAACUCCCCAAGAAACAUGACCUCCUAGAUUGGGACUGCGCAGAAUCCCUAGAUAUCCCCGCAAUGGUCAAAUCACUUGAGCACAUCCGCCGAGAUGGGACGUUUCCGCCAGAUCUGGACUCCAAAGAGGACCAAAACUCACUUGGCAAAUGUCCUGUGCCGGAUACCACCAUCGAGGCCCUGAAAGCUCGUGUAAAGAGGUGGGCAGAAGCGGGACAUCCAGGCUAUGGCAUCCUAAACUCCUCACCAACUCCCAUCCGCCUGUGCAUCUUCGACGGCUUUCUCCUGUACUCCAAAUCCAUGGAGCCGAUCCAAGCCAAGAUGGACAUCAAGUUAUUCCUGCGCGUUAGCCACGCCAAAGCGAAAGCCCGGAGAGAGGCCCGUAGUGGAUAUGUGACUCUCGAAGGGUUCUGGGCAGAUCCGCCUGGGUAUGUUGACAAGAUCGUAUGGCCGAAUUAUGUCGAGGACCAUGCAUGGAUGUUUGAAAAUGGGGACGUGGAGGGGGAGCUGAAGGAGAAGGUUGUGAGGGAGUGGGAUAUCAGGUCUCACGAAGGAGGUGUGGACGUGGAUAUGACGACGACGUUGCAAUGGGCAGUUGACACGCUUAUGGAACAACUGCCUGUUAUUGCGAAGAGCGCAUGA
Messenger RNA from Lachnellula hyalina, 786 nucleotides. It is a transcript of the gene nrk1, whose product is annotated as Nicotinamide riboside kinase. The record is from RefSeq and is a predicted model, not a curated record. Bases 1 to 786 code for a protein of 261 amino acids. Gene Ontology annotation, cellular component: cytoplasm. NCBI's taxonomy places the organism in Eukaryota, Fungi, Ascomycota, Leotiomycetes, Helotiales, Lachnaceae. The transcript has 3 exons.